Girardinichthys multiradiatus is the source of this 6002-nucleotide messenger RNA. It is a transcript of the gene mtss1, whose product is annotated as MTSS I-BAR domain containing 1. The record is from RefSeq and is a predicted model, not a curated record. NCBI's taxonomy places the organism in Eukaryota, Metazoa, Chordata, Actinopteri, Cyprinodontiformes, Goodeidae. The coding region runs from base 1020 to 3896 and encodes 958 amino acids. Gene Ontology annotation, molecular function: actin binding; phospholipid binding. Gene Ontology annotation, cellular component: actin cytoskeleton; cytoplasmic side of plasma membrane. The transcript has 15 exons. Gene Ontology annotation, biological process: cell projection assembly; plasma membrane organization.
CCGCGCUUUUCAUCUCGCAUCAAACCUUCACCGUGCAGCGCUGACAGGAAAUCAGAAAGCUUUCAAAAUAAAAUCACAAGUUUGUCAAACAGGAAUGCGAUCAUUUAGGUUCUAUUUACAUGUACAAAAAUGUCUUUGUUAAAAGUUGAGAAAAAUAUUCAAAACUGUGUCAGCAGCAAAAUGACAGAGAUCCACACACAAUCUAUAUAUCUAUCUGUCGUCGGUUGCUGAGUUUUAUUUUGAAACUCCCCAGCGGAUGUGGUGUUUGUAAAUUCGCCGGUCUUGACCCGGGCUUUGGGAGAAUCUCAUUCACUUCAGGUUAGGGCUCCCGUUGGAGUAACGACUGGAAAGCGGUCGCUUCUGGGGUCCAAAACUAGCUGGAAAACAGCACGAAAUGAUUCCGUUGCGCUUCUAGAGAGAAGGAUAAACGGCUUUAAAAGUCCCCGCUGGACCACAGAGAAGACCCGCAUUGAUGAAUACGAUCGCACUGAUUGAUCCGAACCGAACCGUGUGUUUGUACGCGUUAAUGUGAGUGCGUGUUCCCGUUUGGACUCGCGCACAGUCACAGGUUGCUAGCGGAUUGGACGCUAACUGAGCUAGCCGAGUUAGCAGGCAGGGGGACUUCAGAGCCGUUUCCCCCCGUUUCUGGGGCUAAGACCCGCCGGGGUUAACCUGAGAAACCUUGACAGGCAUUUCCCGACAGUCUGUUGGAUGAUUCAGUCAUGAUGCGGGGUUCUGCGGGACGUUUGUCAAGUUGGCCGGCUGGUAGCAUCGGCUGACUGCAGCCUAACGACAGAGUUGGUACUUUUCCUCCUUUUUUUAGACCGUUUCUUUUAAAGCUGGACUUUGCCUCUUGAGGGUUGCAGCCCACCCGCCUCUGCUGAGUUAAAAUCACACGUUGGCUCUGUUGGAGAGGGAUAAACACACUCAAGGUUUUUAUGUGUGUUUUUGACUGGAAGAGGUAAAAGAAAAGUUUGGUUUGGAGGUUGAGGAGGAUUUUUCCGAGUCCGUGUGGAAAAAUGGAUGCGGGUAUAGAGAAGGAAUGCAGCGCCUUGGGAGGGCUUUUCCAGCUCAUCAUGAACGACAUGAAGGCCAGUUAUCCCACCUGGGAGGACUUCGUGUCCAAAGGAACCAAGCUGCAGUCCCAUCUCAGAACCACCAUCGUGCUCACUGGAGCCUUCUUGGAUGCUUUCCAGAAAGUUGCAGACAUGGCGACUGGGACCAGAGGAGCCACCAAGGAGAUCGGCUCAGCACUAACCAGGAUGUGUAUGAGACACCGCAGCAUCGAGUCCAAGCUCAAACUGUUCACCACAGCUCUCUCAGAAAGUCUCAUCACGCCGCUCGAGUUAAAAAUGGAGGAGUGGAAGAAGGUGGCGAGUCAGUUGGACAAAGACCACGCCAAAGAGUAUAAGAAGGCAAGAGCGGACAUCAAGAAGAAGUCCUCUGACACAAUCAAACUGCAGAAGAAGGUGAAGAAAGGGAAGGACGAAGCCCGCGGUCAGCUGGACAGCGCCCUACAGGACGUCAACGUGCGCUACGCCUUCCUGGAGGAAACGGAGAAGCGAGCCGUGUGCCGGGCAUUGAUAGAAGAAAGAUCUCGCUACUGCAGUUUUGUCAGCAUGCUGAAGCCUGUUCUGGACCAUGAGAUCAACAUGCUGGGCGAGGUGACCCAUCUGCAGACCAUCCUGGAAGAUCUGACCGUCCUAACAGCUGAACCCAGUAAACUCCCACCAACUAGUGAACAGGUGAUUCUGGAUCUGAAAGGCUCAGACUUUAACUACACCUAUCAGACCCCCCCAGCGUCUCCCAGUAACAUGUCCAGGAGGAGCAGCAUCAGCAGUUAUCAGUGUGGGUCAGUGAGGCACGUUCCCUCCUUGGACUCGAUCAGCUGCGCUGUGGAUGGAGUUCACCUCCAGCCCUCCUCUCCCUAUCUGCUGUACGGCUGUGAUGAAAGUGGGCGGUCCCUCAGCGAAGGGAACUCCCCCUCACGCCUCAGUCGCCGCAGCAGCCGUGGUUGCUAUGGUUCCACCGCAGACUACGGCCGCCACGCCGCUCAGAGCCGCCGCGUUAGCCGCAGGGAUAUGACCACCGAUGCUGUCGGCUCCACCAAUCAGCUGGCGUCUGCAGGGACCGGGGGUCCGGAGAACGGCCUGUUGCCCCCCCCACACAACACCUACGUCCACCAGGGAGAAAGAGCUCGAGCCAUGUCUGCGUCUGGGAAGUCCUCCUCUGCGCGGGAUCAGCUGAUGUUGGGUGGGUUAAAUUCGGACGCCCCGACGAGCAGCAGGGAAUCUCUGCACUGUUCGAGUGGCUACAGCACCCAGACCACCACCCCGUCCUGCUCAGAGGACACCAUUCAUACACACACUGUAAGGAGAGACCCUCCUCCCUAUGCCGACUACGAGUCCAUCUCUCUUCACGGAGACACCAUCUCCUUUCAUCAGCUGUCUCACGGCAACAGCCAGUCCGACUUUGACAAGUCGUCGACCAUCCCGAGGAAUUCCGACCUCAGAUUCCAGUAUAAGGAGUUCGCUCAGUCCAAACGCCCGAUGUCCACCAUCAGCCUGCUGGCCGAAGGCGAACUGAGCAGCAGCUCCGGUUGGCAGCUCUCUUCCCACACGGCGACCAUCAGACGCAAACCUUCAUCCAAGUCGACGUAUCGCAGAGGCACCAUCAGCGGAGGCAUUCCCAUUCCCAUCAGCACCCCACAGGUUCCCCUCAAAGCUGUCGGAGGAAACGGCAACAGUGACGAGAAUGUUUUCAAGGUGCCCCCUCCUGGAGGAGUGGGUGGAUUGGGUCACAACAGGCUCUGCACCUCAACUCAGAGUCUGAGCUCCUUACCUUCCUCUUCCUCCCCGUACUACCAGUUCAUCCCAGGACAGAUGCCCAUUCCGGUGCCUGUGCCCACUGUACCCCCUGUGCCACCAGAGGGCGGCAACAUCAAACAGCAGCAACAGCGACAGCACCUGCAACAGCUGCAGCAACAGCAGCAAAUCAGCCAGCAGCUCAACCACCAGCAGCAGCGAGGUCAGCUGCAGCAACAUCAGCAACAGUUUCAGCAACCGCAGCAACAUCAGCUCCAGCAACUGUUUCAGCAACCGCAGCAAGAUGCUCAGCAACAUCAGCUCCAGCAACUGUUUCAGCAACCGCAGCAAGAUGCUCAGCAACAUCAGCUCCAGCAGCAGGUUCAGCAACCGCAGCAACAUGCUCAGCAACAUCAGCUCCAGCAGCAGGUUCAGCAACCGCAGCAACAUGCUCAGCAACAUCAGCCCCAGCAGCAGGUUCAGCAACCGCAGCAACAUGCUCAGCAACAUCAGCUCCAGCAGCAGGUUCAGCAACCGCAGCAACAUGCUCAGCAACAUCAGCUCCAGCAGCAGGUUCAGCAACCGCAGCAACAUGCUCAGCAACAUCAGCUCCAGCAGCAGGUUCAGCAACCGCAACGUCAGCUGGAACAGCAAAAUCUGCAUGUUCACUUUCAGCAGCAGCAACUCAUGCAGCAACAGCUGCAGCAGCAGCUCCACAUGCAGCAGCAACAGCGGCAACAUCAGCAACAUUUUCAGCCUCCCCAGCAGCUGCAGGAGCAUCUGCAUCUCCAGGCUCAGUGGAAUCAGUUUGGACCACCUGCUGCAGGUCAGAAGCAGAUGAUGUUGCAGCAGCAGCACCAGGCUCAGCUCCAGGCUACUGCUGCUGCCCAGGUCCAGCCCAACAACCUGGAACCCAGACUCAACCAUCAGUCCCUGAAUGAUUCCUCCAGCCAGGAUCAGAACCCUGAGCAGCCGGGCCAGGAGGGUGGAGGAGUAGACAUGCUGACGCUCAUCAGGAAAGUAAAGCUGAAACAGAGCGUCACCAACGACCGCUCUGCUCCCCUCCUGCCGCCUCCAGUUAAUCACAACUGAGACCAAACAGCAGAGUGGUGACCUCCUCCUCCUCCUCCUCCUCCUCCUCCUCCUCCUCCCUCCUCCUCCUCCUCCUCCUCUGAUGGCGGAUAAAUGUUUACAGGCGUUUCGGUACCGGGUGCAGAGACACAAAACUUUACUGUUUAUUUUGAAACAUCUGCUUCCUUUAGGACGUUCUGCUUCUGUUUUCAGGCUUUUUGUUCUGUUUGAAUUUUUCAUAUCUGAGUCUGAAUUUUACAGCCGCUCCUCGUCAGAUAAUCAGGAUCAGGAAGCUGUUUGGGUCUCAGUUUCUCGUUGGUCCGCGGUGCGUCUGAUUAUUUCUGCCUGUAGACCUCCAGGGGGGUGAAGUUUCAUGGUGGAUCCAUGCUUUGAAUGUGUUUUAAUUUACAGGCUGUGGAUCCUUGUUGGAUUUGGAGAAGUGAGCUUUCAGGUGGUACUAGAUCAUCUCAGAAAGUUAGACACUGAUUCUGAGAGAUAACCUGGACCCAGUCUGUGGAUCAAAACCAGCAUCUGAGGAGGCCUAUCUUGGAAGGUCGCUGAUGGGGUCACAGGUUGGGUCCCCGUGUCUCUCAGGGGAACGCAGAAUGAUGAGAACCAGUGAAGCAGCCUCCAGCCGGAGACACCAGAGAUGUUUAGGACCAGGGAGAAGAAUCCUGAGUGCUGCUGUGAACAUAGCUGGCUAUGAUGAGCAGCUUCAACAAUCAGCUAAUUUAGCUCGUAUUCCUCAGAAUAAUAAACCUCACACAGGAUUCUUCUAGAUCUUUUAGAGAAAUAUUUGUCUUCUUCUGUUAAAUUAAGAUCAUUAUUUUCCAAAGGAAGCUUCUCAUUCACCAAAAACACGAUUUCUUUUUCUUCAUGUUUAAAUUAAUCCUAAAACACUUUGAUUAGAUGUUUUCUUUAUGGCCUAAAAUCUCAUUAGAAACGUCAGAAAACGUUUUUCACUUUUACUUCUUAAAAUCUUGUUAAUUUUCCCUGAAUUUCUCUGCUCAACAGAACCGCUGGACUCCGAUGGUUCUUUAAUGUCGCUUUAAUUGUUUUUGAGCACAAAACUCAUUCAACCGUCUUCCUGACAUUAAACUCAGUGUGGUUAUUUAAAGCCAUCAGAACCUGAUGUGACUGCUGAGUCCAGCUUAAAUAUUUUAAUAUUUUUCAUCCAUGUUUGUUUCAUAAACUGGAGCUGCAGCAUUUCAAUCUCAGGCAUCCAAAAACACAAUAAAUGAAAACCUGAAACACUUUUAGCUUAUUUAUUUCAACAGGUUCUGAAGCCUCCACUGAGCCUCGUUCAGCUCCUUGUUGUUGGGUUGCAUCCUUAAAUUAAACGCUUUAUCCACAGAGUUAGUUUGGGCUGAAAUAGCUGGUUCUAUUUUAGAUCCUGGCCCAGUUCCAUAAAAUAAGAGGAUUACAUUUUUGCAGAUUUAAACUUUUUUUCUCCGUGUUUUUGUCUGCCUUCAGGGACACGUCUUCAGAAAUCAGCCGUUUGAAUCAGUGGCGCUGAUCCGUAAAGACGUUAAACGGCUCCUCUGACCUUUAGUUGAUCAUGUUUUUCACUGUAAAAUAACCAGAUUUGUUCAAAUUGGUUCAAAAUGUUCAAGUAAAAAAGAGAAAAUGUCCUGUUUUAGGAGCUGUUUUUAUUUCUAAUCGUUUUGAAGUGAAUACAUUUUGUAUUUUCUGUGCAGGUCUUGAUGUCAUGAAACCUUUCUGGCAGCUGCAUGCUGGGAGAUGUAGUUCAGUCUGAUCAGCAGCUUCUUCAUUUUGUUGCUUUUUAUUUCGGCACAUCUCAGAACGUUUCUCAUCUCCUGGUUGGAUGUUUGGACCCGACACAUGGGUUGCUUAUGUAAAUAUUAGAACUUCUGUUUCUGGAUGAGAUGUUUCUAGAAAAAUGUCUCGUUUUGGGUUGUUUGUUGAUCUGAUGAUGCGAUCGCAGCGCCGUCACUCCGAUUUAAGGAGGAAACCAGGUGAACUUUCUGAUGUCUGUGGAUCUGAAGCCUGACUGGAUUAUUGGACAGAACAGACUAAUGACCUGAACCAGCAGAAUGUGGACCUGUUUGGUUUUGCCUUGUAGGUCCACUGUGGGAUCAAGAACAAUAAUAAUAAUGAGAAAGAUGA